This is a messenger RNA of Rattus rattus (black rat), 2291 nucleotides long. RefSeq names its product interaction protein for cytohesin exchange factors 1 (gene Ipcef1). The record is from RefSeq and is a predicted model, not a curated record. Lineage: Eukaryota; Metazoa; Chordata; Mammalia; Rodentia; Muridae. Bases 132 to 1364 code for a protein of 410 amino acids. The transcript has 9 exons.
CCCUCCCUCCUCCUUCUCUCUUUACAAAUGUUACAACACAAUCAGAAAUUUCCUCUUUUCUUUCCUCCCUGCAUUUCCAGCAGGUUCCCUUGCGUCAGAAGCCCAGGAAGAAAACUCAAGGGUUUUUCACCAUGAGUCGGAGAAGGAUAUCCUGUAAAGAUCUGGGCCACGCUGACUGCCAGGGCUGGCUGUACAAGAAAAAGGAAAAGGGAACUUUCCUAAGCAACAAAUGGAAAAAGUUCUGGGUGGUGCUGAAGGGGUCAUCACUGUACUGGUAUGGCAAUCAAUUGGCAGAGAAAGCAGAUGGAUUUGUCAACCUGCCAGAUUUCACAGUGGAAAGAGCCUCUGAAUGCAAGAAAAAAAAUGCAUUUAAGAUCAAUCACCCACAGAUCAAAACCUUCUACUUUGCAGCAGAGAAUUUGCAGGAAAUGAAUGUGUGGCUAAACAAACUUGGAUUUGCUGUGACCCACAAGGAAUCCACUACCAAGGAUGAAGAAUGUUACAGCGAGAGUGAGCAGGAAGAUCCUGAAACAGCCGCAGAGGCACCGCCCCCUCCAUCCGCGUCUGCAACAUCCUCUCCUGUGGUACGUGUAGAUGCUGCACGGCGGGCAUCUUCUUCUUCACCCAAACGGAGAGAAACAUCAUGUUCUUUCUCUUCUCUGGAAAAUACAGUAAAGGCACCCAGCCGGUUUUCUUCCUCGGGAUCUAAAGAAAGACAGUCGUGGCUUGACAUAGUUAACAGCUCGCCUGCUACCGAAGAUGUGGGACAUCCCCUGUCAUUUGCUGUACAGGUCCACACACUUGCCUCCUCAGAGGCAAGCAGUUGCCGGGUCUCAGAAAACAGCUCCACAACAUCAGAAAGUGGUUGUUUGAACUCUUUGUCUAGUGAUGACACUUCUUCACUGAACAACAGUCAAGACCACCUAACAGUCCCAGACAGAGCUUCUGGAUCAAGAAUGACAGACAGAGACGAAAUAAAAUCGUCCGAAGACGAUGAGAUGGAGAAACUGUACAAGUCAUUGGAGCAGGCUAGCCUGUCUCCUCUUGGGGACCGGCGACCUUCAACCAAGAAGGAGCUGAGAAAGUCUUUUGUGAAGCGAUGCAAAAACCCAUCAAUAAACGAGAAGCUACACAAGAUCAGAACCUUGAACAGCACAUUAAAGUGCAAAGAACAUGAUUUGGCUAUGAUCAACCAGCUGCUGGAUGACCCAAAGCUGACAGCCAGGAAGUACAGAGAGUGGAAAGUCAUGAACACCCUGCUGAUCCAGGACAUCUAUCAGCAGCAGGUACCUCAGGACCCUGAAGUCACCCCUCAGGAAAUCAUGAACCCCACCUCUUCUGACUGUGUGGAAAAUUCUCUGUGAGCAGAUGCCGGGACCCUACCCCCAUUUCUGUUACUAUGCCAUUCUACAGGAUGCUGCCAAGGGCCUACAUUCUGCUUAUAAGGAAACCCCAUACCCAGUUCCUGAGACAUCAUCCAUCCCUCCCAAGGAUGCAACCCAGGUGAAGCCAGUUCUGAUGCAGUGGGAAUCCUGGCUCCCACAUGUGACAUUCCUAAUACUGGAGUAGAGUGAUGGAGUUCAUCCGAGCAGGCGCAUCUUCUGUGCUUCUACUGAGAGCUAGCAGGAAUCCUAGGCUUUAGGCAGGAUGUCAAAUGGGUAAACCCCCUCUGUUUGCUUUCAAGAGAAUUACAACCUGCCGCAGACAAAAGGCCCAACUUCACUAGGGAUAAUAAUUCACAUUAUUAUUUUGUUUUGCAAAAGAAGCAUGUAGAACUGCCUUUGGUGGGCAGCGGAGUUCUUCAAAAUAUUGCUAGUGGAGGAAUCUCUUCCUUAUUGGUGACUGGAACUGGACACAUGUUGGCAUUUGUGGAGCACAAGGCUCCGUGUAACGUUGACGUUCUACUUGUAGAGCACCAUAUUUGCAGAGUAGAGCAUGGUGGGAGUGGGGUAUGAGAGCCCAAGGAGAAGGUAUUCUUCCUGUUCCACUCAGAGGGCAGCUUCAUAUGUUCAUGCUUUGCUUAGGGUAGGGGAUGUGAUUAAUGUGCCCAUUCCUUACAAUGUCUAGGAGACAGACCAUCACAUGACCAUUGGAGACGUUGUUGCCCCACUCCCAGCUUCUUUGAACAGUGGUAGGAUAUUAAUACCCACUAUAAGGAAUGUUAUAUUGAGUUCAUCCCUGCCUGUGCUGCCUAAACCCAGCAUGAGUUUAUGUCCAGUUUUCCUGGGAUCCAAAUUCACAAGGUUAUUUUCGAAUUGUUCUUAACUUGGAAAAGAACCCAGACCAGCAAA